Molecule: messenger RNA, 4712 nt
Organism: Aspergillus calidoustus
Lineage: Eukaryota; Fungi; Ascomycota; Eurotiomycetes; Eurotiales; Aspergillaceae
Source: the annotation of a GenBank genome assembly
GUUUCGUCGAAACAUCCCAUCCCAACAUAUCAGAUCAAUUCAUCAAUGACAGGUGUCUGGUUUUAAUCUAGAGAUGCGCCUCGAACUCAAGGCAGAAACAGCUUCAGUUGGUGGCACAAAUUUCAAUCCCGUCCAUGUCAAAUGCACCUCGAGAUGCGUGCCGAUCCCUGCACUAUCCAGACAGGACAAACAAGCGGCGCCAGGCCUGUCAGUGUAGCUAUGCAGUCAUCCUCAUCGCCAACUGCGCCCAAGGCUGAAAAUGCAUUCAGCCUUGAGCCCCUUUGCCGCCCACAAUCCUUUUUCGUUUUCGCAAAAUAACACAAUUCAUCUUCAUCUUCACCUUCAGGCCUUCCAUGCCUUUCCCCCUCCCAUCUCGCCAUGAAUGGCCAACAUCAGCAUCGCCCAUCGAGACGUGAUGAGUUCGACAUUGCCAUCAUCUGCGCCCUAUCGCUCGAAACAAACGCGGUUCUCUGCUCUCUGGACGAAUACUGGCCCGACGCGCAGCAUCAGUAUGGCAAAGUUUCCGGCGACGCAAACAUCUACGCCUUUGGACGCUGCGGUCGACACGCCGUGGUUGUAGUAACACUACCGCGGAUGGGGAAAUCGCAUGCAGCAAGCGCGGCUAGCACCUUGAAAGUCAGCUUCAAAAACAUCAAGCUCGCGCUCCUCGUGGGGAUCUGCGGCGCUGUUCCGUUCAAAGCCGACCGGACGGAAAUUAUUCUUGGCGAUGUUAUCAUCAGCGAGAUGCUGGUUGAGUUUGAUUUCGGGCGCGAGCACGAGGAUGGCUUUGAGAGGCGGCGGGACACUAUGUUUGAGGCUCCGAGGCCGCCAGAGGAGGUUGCUGGUCUCCUGAAUCAAUUGAGGACCCCCUUCAUAUUGAAUCAAUUGCAGAACGGACUAGCUCAGCACCUCGAGGGCCUCAUGCGAUCUCCGCAGAUAAGAACGACUUAUCCUGUGUUGUCGCAAGACAAGCUUUACGAGUCCUCAUACAUCCAUAAACACCAGUCUGAUUGCUAUGGGUGCAGCGCACAGGACGCAGUAUGUAAAGCGGCGCAGGACGCCUCCUGCGAGCAACUGGGUUGUGACAGGAACCGUCUUGUACCGCGAUCGCGACUGCCCAUGGCGUCAGCAGACCAAGGACCAACUCAUCGCGUCCAUUUCGGCUCUAUCGGCACUGCGGAUACUGUGAUGAGAUCCGCGAAACGCAGGGACGCGCUUGCCAGAAAAGAAGGAAUCAUAGCUUUCGAGAUGGAAGGGGCAGGAGUGUGGACCAAGUUCAAUUGCCUCAUCAUCAAGGGCGUUUGUGACUAUGCGGACAGCCACAAGAACAAAGAUUGGCAGGGCUAUGCGGCUGCGGUAGCUGCCUCUGCUGCAAAGGAGGUUCUGGCAAAUUAUGCGCCUCCAGACAGGCCAUCGCCGCCAGAAACUCCGGAUGUGCGCUCCAACACGUCGCGUCGAAGUUCGGGUUCUUCGCGGACCCUCUCUGAUAUAUCUCCCUUCUAUGUUGUUGACGAGGCUCUUCCCAAGACAAUCUUCGACGAGGUUCUGAAGGACUUUGAGAAGCGCUUUGAGAUGGAUCAAGUAGAGCGCUUUCGAGCAACCGAUGUUCUCGCAUUGAAAAGAGAAUUAGCAAGAAUCCAACGAGCCCAGCAAAAGAACAAAAAGCUGCGAAAUCUUCGACGACUUGAAAGUUUCAUCGAGAAGUUUGAGCAGUUCGGACGUGUCCUUGACGAUAUCCUAGUGGAAUCCGUGCACAUGAAUUUCAUUUGGGGUCCCGUAAAGGCUUUGCUCAAGAUUGCUAGACGUCAUUCGGACCCGAUCCAUAUCGAUAGACGUCAUUCGGACCUGAUCCAGAUCCCUAGAGGUCAUCCGGAGCUUCUCGACGCGCUCCUGUCGGCUUACGAAAAGAUUGGUGAUGAGCUGCCAACUCUCGGGGAUAAAUAUAAAAUCUUCAAGUACCACCUAGGCUUGCAGCGGAUAUUAGCGAGACUAUUCAUUGAUAUAAUGGAUUUCCAUCACAACGCACUGGACUUGUAUUCUGGCCGAGCACUGAAAACAAUCUUCAAGCCCCUCUGGCAAGAUUUCGAGCCGAUGUUUGAGGGUAUCCUCAACCGUAUGAGGGCGCAUAAGCGGCUAAUCGAAGACAAGACACGAGUAAUGUAUACCCACCAAGGCCAACAUGAGCUAGACGCCCAAGAGAUCCGCGAGCACCUACGGCAGCUGGAGAAAGAUGCGCUCGAACUCAAAAGUCAAGAAGAGGAGCGAAAAGAAGCGAGGUACUCUGAAGUAAAAGACUGGAUAGCAGGCGCAGAAACCGAGACCAAGCAUAAUGCUAUCUGCAACGACCGCAACCACUAUCCUGGCAGUGGUGCUUGGAUCCUGGACAACGGCAAGGUCAAGGACUGGUUGUCUCCUGAUUCCGAUCAAUCGGUCAGCUCUAUACUGUGGAUCCACGGACGUCCUGGAACAGGUAAAACGUACCUUGCGUCCGUCUUGAUUGAGGAGUGCAAAAAGGAUGAAGGAGCGGUUACUUCUUACUUUUACUGCGACGAGGCUGAGUUGAAAACCUCUGCCAUUGCCGUGGUCCGCGGCAUUCUUGCACAGCUCGUCCACCAGCACCGGGAGCUGGUCCCCUACUGUCGUUCCAAGUGGAAGAACUCCCGCAUCCCAACCCUGACAGAUCUAUCUGUCGCAAGCACUCUAUUAGAGACAUUCUGUGAACGGAUCCCGCGCCUAUACAUGGUCGUCGACGGCCUUGACGAAUGCGAAAAUGGACGGAAAGACUUGCUGGAGACUUUCAAGAACCUGAUCAACAAGAGCGACAGGCUCUCGCCUGGAAAGCUGCGCGUUCUCUUCUUGAGCCGACCAAUGUCUGAGAUUAAGAAUGCGGUUCCGGAGGCUGCUAUUCUUCCUCUGGGACCGGAGCACAACAGAGCGGAUAUCAAGCAGUACUGUCGGCGCAGGUCACGCGAGUUACAGAAAUUCGAGUUCAAUGACGAUGCUCUGAAUGAGGUUUUGGAACGGAUAUGUAUCCAGGCAGAUGGCAUGUUUCUGUUUGCAACGCUCGUCAUGACCAACCUGGCAAGGCAGCCCAAUAGACGCACCUUUUAUAAGGAGAUUAGUGCCGAAUACCUCCCAACAGAACUGAAUCAGGCCUAUGAUCGGAUCAUGAAGCGCCUGAAGGAUAGAUUGAACGACAACCAGUGGGAAUACACUCGACUGUUGUUAGGUUGGCUGGUGUGCUCCAAGCGGCCGCUGAAAUGGAGAGAGGUCGAGGUUGCAUUUUCUAUCGACAUGAACACGUCGGAGAUAAGAACCGACCUUGACAUGGAUUUGACACUGCGAGAUGAUGCCCAAGAGCUGUGUGGAUCGCUGGUUCAGGUGCUGAAGGGAAACAGAGUUGAGCUCGUCCACAGCACUGCGAAAGAGUUCCUACGCCAGAGUGACAUAAAUCUAGGAGCAGCAGAAUGUGAUCUUACCGUCCGCUGCCUCCGAUACCUCACCCUGGACCUCUUCAGAAACGACACGCCAGACAGCGAACUUCGCCGCUACGCUAAGCGAGGCGACCUUGCUCUGCAAGACUACGCCAUCCCUGCGUGGUCUCUGCAUAUCCGCACACUAGUAGAGCGGGAGCACGAGUUCCUCGACGGAACCGUCACGUCUACGGACCGCAACGACACCUCGCCAGUGCACAAAAUCACCCAUGAGCUCGAGAGAUUCAUCCACUUUUACGCCGACAGCUUCCCCGAAACGGACUUCAACCAGCCGCACACAACCGACUGCGAGUUCUUCCAGCACUACCCCUUCUACGAGCACCUCGUCCGAAUCUGGGACCACAUCUGCACAGCACAACGCGGCGACCUCGAAUCCCGGAACAAAGUCAGCAUCACUAAACUCCGCGAAGCCCUCGAAAGAAACCGCAACCUCCUCGAAACCCUCAGCCAAGACCUCACCUUCAAAAAGUACUCCACCCUUUACGACGACUACCCCUUCCGCUGCCCGAAACUCACCUGCUUCUACUUCCAAGAGGGCUACCGCAGGGCCGAACAGCGCGAUAACCACGUAAACCACCACGAUAUGCCCUUCCAAUGCCGCGUGGAAACCUGCCACAAGUCCAUCUUCGGGUUUAAAUCCAACAACGAGCUCAACACGCACAUGAAGCGGUAUCACCCGGAGGAAGUGGACCUCGGCGAGUCGUUUACGAAUCUGGCGAGGCCGGAGGUUAAUCCGACGAGGUGGGAGUGUCCGGAGUGCCACAAGUUUUUUGUUCGCAGGAAUAUUCUCGAGGAUCAUACGCGCUCGCAUAGGGGCGAGAAACCGUUUUGCUGUGGGGAGUGUGGGAGGGGGUUUGCGCGCAGGUCGGAUAUGAAGAGGCAUGAGAAGAUUCAUGAGCGUAGGCGCGGGUAACUGAUUUCCCUAUAUAUAGCUGCACCUACUUAUGCUCCCGGGUUAGGCCUCAUAUUGGAUAUCUGGUGCGAGAAAUCCUCUUUCGAUAAAGUAUCAGUACGAAACCCGUCCGGUCCAUGCUUGCGUUUCUCUCUCUAGGAAUCUUCAAUUCUUCUACUUAAACUGGAAAUGCAAUAAAAUCUUGUUACCCAAGGACAGCAUGUUUCAAGGAUGAUAAUCACAUUAACAACUAGUCUCCCCAAAGACCUUAAGGGUUGCGAAUGCACCUACUCCAACCGGCCCCGGGGCCUAAAAUUGCAGUACAU